AUGGUACCUUCCUGUCAUCCACAGACAGGCAAGAACCCUCAAGGUCUCCCUUCCCCUCCAGUUUCAGUCCCCUUUUCCUCCCUCUCCUCCCCUUAUCCUCCUCUUAACCUCCUAGGCAUGAUCAGCUCUAACGUGCUGUGCUGGGCCUGUCUUGUCCAACAUCGCAAAUCGGGAUCCACACUGCCUCUCCUCUGGAGAGCUUCAAGGAGCCCGCGGCUCUCUCUGCUCUCCGUUGCUUCAACCAUCCCAGUGGGAGUUAGUGGGAUUUGGGAGGGGGGGGUAGAGGGGGGAAGUGAGGGAAUGGGGGGAGUGAGUGGAGGGCUUGGCUUGCGUUUCCUGCCAAGCGCGUUUGCUAGCCUUACCCACACGUGUCCUCGCUUCAUCGUCCUUACCACCCCUCCCGCCCCUCCCGCCCCUCCCCACCCUUUCCCACCCCUCCCACCCCUCCCCAUCCCUCCCCACCCCUCCCAUCCCUCGCCUCCCUUUUCCACCCCCCUGUGCUUGCAGCACAUGGGGUGGCAUGGCGCACAUGGGGUGGCAUGGCGCACAUGGGGUGGCAUGGCGCACAUGGGGUGGCAUGGCGCACAUGGGGUGGCAUGGCGCACAUGGGGUGGCAUGGAGCACAUGGGGUGGCAUGGAGCACAUGGGGUGGCAUGGAGCACAUGGGGUGGCAUGGAGCACAUGGGGUGGCAUGGCGCACAUGGGGUGGCAUGCAGCACAUGGGGUGGCAUGGAGCACAUGGGGUGGCAUGCGGCACAUGGGGUGGCAUGCAGCACAUGGGGUGGCAUGGAGCACAUGGGGUGGCAUGGAGCACAUGGGGUGGCAUGGCGCACAUGGGGUGGCAUGCAGCACAUGGGGUGGCAUGCAGCACAUGGGGUGGCAUGGCGCACAUGGGGUGGCAUGCAGCACAUGGGGUGGCAUGCAGCACAUGGGGUGGCAUGGCGCACAUGGGGUGGCAUGCAGCACAUGGGGUGGCAUGCAGCACAUGGGGUGGCAUGGAGCACAUGGGGUGGCAUGGAGCACAUGGGGUGGCAUGGAGCACAUGGGGUGGCAUGGAGCACAUGGGGUGGCAUGGAGCACAUGGGGUGGCAUGGAGCACAUGGGGUGGCAUGGAGCACAUGGGGUUGCAUGGAGCACAUGGGGUGGCAUGGAGCACAUGGGGUGGCAUGCAGCACAUGGGGUGGCAUGCAGCACAUGGGGUGGCAUGCAGCACAUGGGGUGGCAUGGCGCAAAUGGGGUGGCAUGGCGCACAUGGGGUGGCAUGGAGCACAUGGGGUGGCAUGGAGCACAUGGGGUGGCAUGGAGCACAUGGGGUGGCAUGGAGCACAUGGGGUGGCAUGGCGCACAUGGGGUGGCAUGCAGCACAUGGGGUGGCAUGCAGCACAUGGGGUGGCAUGCAGCACAUGGGGUGGCAUGCAGCACAUGGGGUGGCAUGCAGCACAUGGGGUGGCAUGGAGCACAUGGGGUGGCAUGCAGCACAUGGGGUGGCAUGGAGCACAUGGGGUGGCAUGGAGCACAUGGGGUGGCAUGGAGCACAUGGGGUCGCAUGGAGCACAUGGGGUGGCAUGGAGCACAUGGGGUGGCAUGGAGCACAUGGGGUGGCAUGGAGCACAUGGGGUGGCAGCACAUGGGGUGGCAUGCAGCACAUGGGGUGGCAUGCAGCACAUGGGGUGGCAUGGCGCAAAUGGGGUGGCAUGGCGCACAUGGGGUGGCAUGCAGCACAUGGGGUGGCAUGGAGCACAUGGGGUGGCAUGGAGCACAUGGGGUUGCAUGGAGCACAUGGGGUGGCAUGCAGCACAUUGGGGUGGCAUGCAGCACAUGGGGUGGCACGGAGCACAUGGGGUGGCAUGGAGCACAUGGGGUGGCAUGCGGCACAUGGGGUGGCAUGCAGCACAUGGGGUGGCAUGCAGCACAUGGGGUGGCAUGGAGCACAUGGGGUGGCAUGGAGCACAUGGGGUGGCAUGGCGCACAUGGGGUGGCAUGCAGCACAUGGGGUGGCAUGCAGCACAUGGGGUGGCAUGGCGCACAUGGGGUGGCAUGCAGCACAUGGGGUGGCAUGCAGCACAUGGGGUGGCAUGGCGCACAUGGGGUGGCAUGCAGCACAUGGGGUGGCAUGCAGCACAUGGGGUGGCAUGGAGCACAUGGGGUGGCAUGGAGCACAUGGGGUGGCAUGGAGCACAUGGGGUGGCAUGGAGCACAUGGGGUGGCAUGGAGCACAUGGGGUGGCAUGGAGCACAUGGGGUGGCAUGGAGCACAUGGGGUGGCAUGGAGCACAUGGGGUGGCAUGGAGCACAUGGGGUGGCAUGGAGCACAUGGGGUGGCAUGGAGCACAUGGGGUUGCAUGGAGCACAUGGGGUGGCAUGGAGCACAUGGGGUGGCAUGCAGCACAUGGGGUGGCAUGCAGCACAUGGGGUGGCAUGCAGCACAUGGGGUGGCAUGGCGCAAAUGGGGUGGCAUGGCGCACAUGGGGUGGCAUGGAGCACAUGGGGUGGCAUGAAGCACAUCGGGUGGCAUGGAGCACAUGGGGUGGCAUGGAGCACAUGGGGUGGCAUGGCGCACAUGGGGUGGCAUGCAGCACAUGGGGUGGCAUGCAGCACAUGGGGUGGCAUGCAGCACAUGGGGUGGCAUGCAGCACAUGGGGUGGCAUGGAGCACAUGGGGUGGCAUGCAGCACAUGGGGUGGCAUGCAGCACAUGGGGUGGCAUGGAGCACAUGGGGUGGCAUGGAGCACAUGGGGUGGCAUGGAGCACAUGGGGUCGCAUGGAGCACAUGGGGUGGCAUGGAGCACAUGGGGUGGCAUGGAGCACAUGGGGUGGCAUGGAGCACAUGGGGUGGCACGGAGCACAUGGGGUGGCAUGCAGCACAUGGGGUGGCAUGCAGCACAUGGGGUGGCAUGGCGCAAAUGGGGUGGCAUGGCGCACAUGGGGUGGCAUGCAGCACAUGGGGUGGCAUGGAGCACAUGGGGUGGCAUGGAGCACAUGGGGUUGCAUGGAGCACAUUGGGUGGCAUGCAGCACAUGGGGUGGCAUGCAGCACAUGGGGUGGCACGGAGCACAUGGGGUGGCAUGGAGCACAUGGGGUGGCAUGGAGCACAUGGGGUUGCAUGCAGCACAUGGGGUGGCAUGCAGCACAUGGGGUGGCAUGGCGCAAAUGGGGUGGCAUGGCGCACAUGGGGUGGCAUGCAGCACAUGGGGUGGCAUGGAGCACAUGGGGUGGCAUGGAGCACAUGGGGUGGCAUGGAGCACAUGGGGUGGCAUGGAGCACAUGGGGUUGCAUGGAGCACAUGGGUUGGCAUGGAGCACAUGGGGUUGCAUGGAGCACAUGGGGUGGCAUGGAGCACAUGGGGUGGCAUGGAGCACAUGGGGUGGCAUGGAGCACAUGGGGUGGCAUGGAGCACAUGGGGUGGCAUGGAGCACAUGGGGUGGCAUGGAGCAGAGCAAUUAGAUGACGUCAUCACAGGUGAGACAAGCAAUCCACCCCACACCACCACCCACUCUCCCCCUCUUCUUCCCUCAUUCCUUCCCAUGUCCUACAUGUCCCUCCCAUCUGGCAUCCUUCUUCCACUCUCUCCUGUCAUCUCCUUGUCUCCCCCCUUUCUUUCCUUCCCUCCCUCACUUAUUCCCUUACUUAGUCUCAAGCCACCCGUGCGAACAGACAUCAGCAGCCUAGGCCCGGCCCAGGACUCACUCCCUGACUCUGCCCUCCUCUGCCCCUCUUCAUUUCACCCUCCUAAAGACCCAACCGAAUUUCCUCUUCCCUCCGUCCCUCUCGGUUUCCCUUUCCCUCUGUCCCUUCCCCAUUUCCCCUUCCCUCUGUCCCUUCCCCAUUUCCCCUUCCCUGUGUCCCUCGCCAUUUCCCCUUUCCCCUGUCACUCCAUAUUUCCCCUUCCCCCAGUCGCUCAGCAUUUCCCCUGGUCCCUGUCACUCCCCUUAUCCCCUUCCCUCUGUCCCUCCCCAUUUCCCCUUUUCUCGGACCUCCCCAUUUCCCCUUUCUGUACAAAUUCAAAUCCCCUUGCCCCUGUCACUCCCCAUUUCCCCUACCCCCUGUCCCUCCCCAUUUCCCUUUUUCCCUGUGUGUCACUCCCCAUUCCCCCUUCCCUUUGCCCCUCUUCCUUUCACCCUCCGAAAGUACCAACCCCAUUUCCCCUUCCUUCUGUCCCUUCCCCAUUUCCCCUUCCUUCUGUCCCUUCCCCAUUUCCCCUUCCUUCUGUCCCUUCCCCAUUUCCCCUUCCCUUCUGUCCCUUCCCCAUUUCCCCUUCCCUCUGUCCCUUCCCCAUUUCCCCUUCCCUCUGUCCCUUCCCCAUUUCCCCUUCCCUCUGUCCCUUCCCCAUUUCCCCUUUUUUCUGUCCCUUCCCCAUUUCCCCUUCCCUCUGUCCCUUCCCCAUUUCCCCUUCCCUCUGUCCCUCGCCAUUUCCCCUUCCCUCUGUCCCUUCCCCAUUUCCCCUUCCCUCUGUCCCUUCCCCAUUUCCCCUUCCUUCUGUCCCUUCCCCAUUUCCCCUUCCUUCUGUCCCUUCCCCAUUUCCCCUUCCUUCUGUCCCUUCCCCAUUUCCCCUACCCCCUGUCCCUCCCCAUUUCCCUUUUUCCCUGUGUGUCACUCCCCAUUCCCCCUUCCCUUUGCCCCUCUUCCUUUCACCCUCCGAAAGUACCAACCCCAUUUCCCCUUCCUUCUGUCCCUUCCCCAUUUCCCCUUCCUUCUGUCCCUUCCCCAUUUCCCCUUCCUUCUGUCCCUUCCCCAUUUCCCCUUCCCUCUGUCCCUCGCCAUUUCCCCUUCCCUCUGUCCCUUCCCCAUUUCCCCUUCCUUCUGUCCCUUCCCCAUUUCCCCUUCCUUCUGUCCCUUCCCCAUUUCCCCUUCCUUCUGUCCCUUCCCCAUUUCCCCUUCCUUCUGUCCCUUCCCCAUUUCCCCUUCCUUCUGUCCCUUCCCCAUUUCCCCUUCCUUCUGUCCCUUCCCCAUUUCCCCUUCCUUCUGUCCCUUCCCCAUUUCCCCUUCCCUUCUGUCCCUUCCCCAUUUCCCCUUCCCUCUGUCCCUUCCCCAUUUCCCCUUCCCUCUGUCCCUUCCCCAUUUCCCCUUCCCUCUGUCCCUUCCCCAUUUCCCCUUUUUUCUGUCCCUUCCCCAUUUCCCCUUCCUUCUGUCCCUUCCCCAUUUCCCCUUCCCUCUGUCCCUCGCCAUUUCCCCUUCCCUCUGUUCCUUCUACAUUUCCCCUUCCCUCUGUCCCUUCCCCAUUUCCCCUUCCUUCUGUCCCUUCCCCAUUUCCCCUUCCUUCUGUCCCUUCCCCAUCUCCCCUUCCUUUUGUCCCUUCCCCAUUUCCCCUUCCUUCUGUCCCUUCCCCAUUUCCCCUUCCUUCUGUCUCUUUCCCAUUUCCCCUUCCCCAUUUCCCCAUUUCGCCGUGUGGGGAGAUAUCACCUGAGGAUAUGGAGGGGGAAAGCCGGGCAGGGGAUGGGGGGAAGCAGGGAAGGGGAUGGGGGGAAGCAGGGAAGGGGAUGGGGGGAAGCAGAGAAGGGGAUGGGGGGAAGCUGGGAAGGGGAUGGGGGAAGCAGGGAAGGGGAUGGGGGGAAGCAGGGUGGGGGAGGGGGGGAAUUAGGGCGUGCACGAGAGAGGAGGGGUACAUGGCCUGCUGUCUCUCCCCCUCUGUCCUUAGCCUGCUGUCUCUCCCCCUCUGUCCUUCCCCUUCUGCCUCUCCCAAUCUGUCCUUCCCCCUCUGUCUCUCCCCCUGUGUCCUUGCCCCUUUGUCUCUCCCACUCGGUCCUGGGAGACGAGGCGAAGGCGACGAGGAGACUCAGGAAAAUUGA
Closterium sp. NIES-65 is the source of this 5784-nucleotide messenger RNA. The record is from the annotation of a GenBank genome assembly. NCBI's taxonomy places the organism in Eukaryota, Viridiplantae, Streptophyta, Zygnematophyceae, Desmidiales, Closteriaceae.